AAAAAAAGGUGAUAGAAUUCCUUUUAUAUCUAUUACUUUCUGUAAAAUAAUUUUUAAUAAUAAUCAUAAAAUAAAUAGAUAUCAAUAAUAUAAAAAUGGAUACAUUAUUAGAAUUACCAUUCAAAUUUGUCAAGGUACCAAAAAUGAGAUUAAAGGUACCAAAUAUCAGCAAACCUUCACCAAUGGUCGUAUUUUCAAUUAUUUUCUUCACCUAUUUCUUAGUAUCAAGUGGUAUUAUUUACGAUCUUAUUAUCGAACCACCCUCAAUUGGUUAUCAACCAGAUGAACGUGGUCAUGCCCGUCCAACAGUAUUCCAAAUGUAUCGUAUCAACGCUCAAUAUAUUAUCGAAGGUCUUUCUGCCGGUUUCAUCUUUUUAUUAGGUGCUUUAGGUUAUAUUAUUUUAGAUUUAAAUUCAAAGAAAAACAACUCUUACGUUUUUGCUGUUGGUUUAGCUUUAAUUGUAGCAUCUUAUAAUAUUGCAAUUGUUUUCAUUCGUAUGAAAAUUCCAGGUUAUAACCCAAUCAGUAUUUAUUAAAAAUUUUAAAAAAUCUAGAUAUAGAAAAAAGAAAUAUAAUAAUAAUCAUAAUUAUCUAAAAAAAAUAAAAAUAAAAUCAUUGUAUACAUUUUUUAAUAAU
This is a messenger RNA of Dictyostelium purpureum, 636 nucleotides long. RefSeq lists its product as uncharacterized. The record is from RefSeq and is a predicted model, not a curated record. Gene Ontology annotation, cellular component: oligosaccharyltransferase complex. NCBI's taxonomy places the organism in Eukaryota, Evosea, Eumycetozoa, Dictyosteliales, Dictyosteliaceae. The coding region runs from base 96 to 536 and encodes 146 amino acids. The transcript has a single exon.